AUGGCAUACCCUGAGGAGGGUUCAUCAUCGGAUGCUGUUGAUCUACCAAGUCGCUCUGGCCACAAAAAACAGACUGUGAGACUGAUAGUUGAAAAGAAGUAUUUACGAAAAGGACAACUUGAGCCUGCAACAAAUGUGGCGGCUGUGGAUCCAAGUCGAUCAGUGGCUCACCCCGACAAUGAUGUUUUCCCAGUGAAAUCGAGAGAGAAACAUUCCAAAAAUUUCUAUGGUCAACUUACUCAGACGAUAGAAGCACUUCAACGACAUCUACAUCAGGAGGAUGGCCCAACACAUUCGUAUAGAGGUGGAAUCGCCACUGAAAAAGACCGUCGCCCUUUGAAAUUGAGGUUAGACGAAGAGAAAGUGAAGCCAAAGAAGUACGUCAGCUCACUUGCCAUCGAUUUACCGAAACACUUGAAACCGGCAAGAGAACGUGUGCCAAUGCACGCUAAAGAUCUAUGGAAACCAACGGAGGACACCGUCGUUGACCCUCAAACGGCGACGGAUUCAACUGAUGAAGAUGCGACACAAGAAAGGGAAUCGGCAGUCGACUAUAAGAUUCCCUUGAAUGACAUGCGAAUUCGGAGAGUUCUACAUCGUAAUAAAAAAUUAAUGAAAGCACUAAUUGAGGCUUACAAACUGCAAUUCACAACUAGUACGGUUUAUAGUACCUUUACGACUCCCACUACCACCACCACCACAUCUCGCAUCACUGAGGCUCCUGUGAAUAGGAAAUUGCCAGAGUUCACAGCGAUGGAUGUCGAUGGUGAUAUUAAGGUACACGAAACUGCCAUUUCGAAGGAAGCACCACCAUCAGCGGAAGGAUCGGCAGUUUCAUCGACCGAAGGAUUCAAUACUGACAUUGGAUCAACUACAGUGGAAACCGAAGAAACCUCUAGUGAAGAUAUGACCACGGAAUAUCUUCGUACAACAGCAAGAACAAGUAUGCACCAAGAAAUUGCAAGAACUUCAGACGCAUUAGAAUCGACAACAUCAGAAAGGCCUUCUGCAACGGUCACAGAGGAGUUAGCAGAUCCUAUACAAAACAGCACUACUCCACAAAUAUCUGGUUUAUCGACAGAGCCAGUCAUGGACGGAAAGCAGACGCUGGAGGCGGAAACUUCAACGGGAACUACUACGAAUACAGAAACACCACAGGAUUUCAGUGAAACUACGGAAGUUUCGCAAGACAUCAGUGAAAUCAGUAGCACUGCAGAAGGAUCUAGUCAGCCUAUGCAAGACUUCACAUCGUCUCCCACUAUGGACGAAUUCACAUCGACAUCGGAAACAACUAGUUUGAAGAGAAAUGUGAAUAGUACUGUAAGCACCACUACAACAACGACUCAACUGCCUUACUGGCCAAAAAAAGGUUACGUGCCAAACACGAGAAAGCAUGCUUCGGAGAUUACUUCAAAGUUAUACAUGACAAGAGAGAUCAUACAGGCGUUGUCGGAAGAUCCCAUUCGUCGUUCACCUAUACUGAGAUUGGAUUGUAAGUUUGAUGACUAUUUCUUACUUGCUCGCCUCUUCAGUGAGACACUGAACUUGAGUUCAUGA
This is a messenger RNA of Cooperia oncophora, 1557 nucleotides long. Lineage: Eukaryota; Metazoa; Nematoda; Chromadorea; Rhabditida; Trichostrongylidae. The record is from the annotation of a GenBank genome assembly.